GCGGAAGGAGGUACUCUAGCGGAAGUGGCUCGGGUAAGGAAGGAAAGUAGCGUGCCGGCCCCGAGGUGGGUUCUGUCCCGCCGUGCUGCUGCACAUUGGGUUACUGCCAUGGAACUCAGCGCAUGUUCCCUGCGGGAUAAGCUGCGGCGGGACCUGGAGGCGGACCACGUGGAGGUGGAGGACACGACUCUGAACCGUUGUGCGACGAGCUUCCGAGUCCUCGUGGUGUCGACUAAAUUCGAGGGGAAGUCACUGCUGCAGAGACAUCGGCUGGUGAACGAGUGCCUGGCAGAAGAGCUCCCGCACAUCCACGCCUUUGAGCAGAAAACCCUGACCCCAGAACAGUGGACCCGUGAGCGUCAGAAAUGAGGGAUGGAGGCCUGCACAGCCAUUAAAUUAAGUAUUAGGGCCA
This is a messenger RNA of Chinchilla lanigera (long-tailed chinchilla), 412 nucleotides long. RefSeq names its product bolA family member 2B (gene Bola2b). The record is from RefSeq and is a predicted model, not a curated record. Bases 109 to 369 code for a protein of 86 amino acids. Lineage: Eukaryota; Metazoa; Chordata; Mammalia; Rodentia; Chinchillidae. Gene Ontology annotation, biological process: intracellular iron ion homeostasis. The transcript is spliced from 3 exons. Gene Ontology annotation, molecular function: 2 iron, 2 sulfur cluster binding. Gene Ontology annotation, cellular component: nucleus; cytosol.